Molecule: messenger RNA, 4004 nt
Organism: Epinephelus fuscoguttatus (brown-marbled grouper)
Lineage: Eukaryota; Metazoa; Chordata; Actinopteri; Perciformes; Serranidae
Gene: cysltr3
Product: cysteinyl leukotriene receptor 3
Exons: 5
Coding region: 107-1144 (345 amino acids)
Biological process (GO): G protein-coupled receptor signaling pathway
Cellular component (GO): plasma membrane
Molecular function (GO): G protein-coupled receptor activity
Source: RefSeq, a predicted model, not a curated record
AUUUGAAUACUGAACGACAGAACAGAAGUAAAAGAGAGAGACGGAGGGGUGAUGAUCAGACGGAUGAACAUACAGACGGCCGGUGGAGAGAUGGAGCUGUGACAGGAUGAACGGCCUGCUAACCAAUCCCGUUGGCAACAACUCCUCGGUGCUGGCGGCAUGUUUCCACAACGAUGAUGCGUUCAAGUACCGCGCCUACACCUUCACCUACCUGCUGCUGUUUCCUGUGGCGUUCCUCUGCAACAUCGGAGCGCUGGUCGUCUUCUUCCUGCAGAGCAGCCGCAGAAACUCCGCCUCCUGCGUGGUCAUGAUGAACCUCGCCAUAUCAGACGGCAGCUUCUCCCUCACCCUCCCGCUGCGAUUGGCUUAUUACUUCAAGGGCGGGGUGUGGCCCUUCCCUGAUUGGCUGUGUCGACUGUGUGUCUAUGGCUUCUACGUAAACCUGUACACAAGCAUCCUCUUCCUCACACUCCUGAGCGUGCUACGUUGGCUCGCCGUGGCCCAGCCCCUUCGUCACCGCACUCUGGCCACGCCCACUCGGACAUUACUGGUGUGUCUGGGAGUCUGGCUGUUUGUGGCCGUAUCCUCCACCCCCUUCCUGUCCAAUGGGGUGAGGAACAGGGCAGGGUUUCCUCGUUGCUUUGAGCCAUCCAGCCCCUCCUCUUGGGGGCGUGUCCUGAUCUUAAACUACGUGGCGGUGGUUCUUGGCUUCCUCCUCCCUUUCCUCACCAUCAUCUUUUGCUACAGCAGAAUCAUCCGGCGCCUGAUGGCCCCCUUCAGCACCCAAGGCAGCCGUCAGUCCAACGACACUCGCCAUCGCAACCGACGGCGCUCGGUUUACCUGGUCACCAUGGUGACGGUGACCUUCCUAUUUUGCUUUUUGCCCUAUCACGUGAUACGAUCUCUGCACCUGCAUGCCGUUUGCGAGCACUGGAACUGUGCUGUCACAGUGGCGCUGCAGCGGGCGGUGGUGGUGACGCUGUGUCUGGCGGCGUCCAACAGCGUGGUAAACCCACUGCUGUAUUACUACUCCACCAGGACGUUCAGAGACAACAUGAGGGACGCUCAGUCCUCUCUGUUGUCCAGCAGGGGGGCGUCCAUGAGGCAGGGACUGUCUUUGAUGAGGAGAAGGAACACCACCUGAGUCGACGCUGCAGCUAAAAUAAACUCCUUCCUUAUUUCCUAAAAUAUUCUGCUUCCUGCUGAAAACACCACGCAGAUUUUAUUUAUUUCAAUGAAAACAAAUAUUUAUAGCAUUCGUCUGAGAAAAAGGAGUCGCUUUUCUGCCUAAUGUGGAUGAAAAGAAUUUGGUGAAAGUAUGAGACAGAAGUCACUGGCAGCUCUGCAGACGGUAGUCAUUCAGGAGGAGGGUUCAGAGGUCACUGAGGUGUGGUUGCAGAGUCCAGGGGUCGUUGAGAAGAGUCCAGGGGUCAUAGAGGAAAGUCCGGGGGUCGUUGAAGAGAGUUCAUGGGUCAUUGACGAGUCUGGGGAUCAUUGAGGAGAGUUCAGGGGUCGUUGAGGAGAGUUCAGAGGACAUUGAGGAGUUCAGAGGACAUUGAGGAGUUCAGGGGUCAUUGAGGACAGUUCAGGGGACACUGGGGAGAGUCCAGGUGUUCUUGAGGAGUCCGGGAUUUGUUGAGGAGUUCAAGGUUCGUUGAGGAGUUCAGAGGUCAUUGAGAAGAUCCAGAGGUUGUUGAGUAGUCCAGGUUACUGGGGAGGGUCCAGGGACUGUUGAGGUAAUUGAGGAGAGUCGGGGAGUUGUUAAGGAGUCCAGAUAUUAUAGAUACUGUUGACGACGGGGUUCCUGUUAUAUGAAAACUCUGAGCAACAGCUAACACAGGCACACAGGAGAAGGUGUUUCCAGAGUUAUUUCACUGUAGUUAAUGUGUAGCCUGCAAACUGUGAGCAGAGUUAAAGAUCUCCCAGACAGAUUUGUCUGCUGUCCUUGUUGAGUAACUGCGCCCUCUGCAGGCCUUGCACUAAAAAGCACCCUGUCAGAUCUCAUUUGACACAACUGACUGAAAGUUCGCUCUUAGUCCUGACAGAUUCUGUAUUUUUAUCUUCAUGUUCAGACUCAAACCAACAGUGCAUGUGUCUGCCAGCAGGAAUUGUGUCAUACACUGAUUUUUUUUUUUUUUUAAUUGAUAUCAUAUAUUAGUGUUUAUGAAGGUUUCUGUCGGACUAACGCGCUGCACAUGAGCUUUGUGUGUGUGUGUGUGUGUGUGUGUGUCUGUAAAUUAUUGUUUGAAGUGUAAACAUGUUUCCAGUGCAGAAUCUUAGUGUUUAUUUGGAAAUAAAUAUCAGUCACGUAGACAGGAAAUAUCUCCUGCUCUUGUUUCAUACUAAUACACAUUUGUUUGUGUGUUCAGUGUUUCCACAGAAAUGUCAUGUUUUAAUGUCUUUGAUGUGUUUCUUUAGAAGGAGCUAAGGAGGAAAUGUAUUUUCCAAAUGGGAAAACAUCGGCCACAGAUGCUUAGCAACUCAAAUGUCAAAUAACAGUCACAGUUCAAAGGAAAAUGACUGUUGCUCCACUGAUCAUAGAUCUGUUACGACAUCAGGCUGACAUCAGAUAUGACCAGAGAUCAAUGAUAAAAACAGCUGUGAAUAUCAUCAGUCUGAAUCUGUUCAGGCUCAGGAUGGUUUUAUGGCUAACACUUCACAGGAGAUUUCUUAAUGGUUUGACUUUUAAAAAAUAUAUACAAAAUCUCACAGGUUUAGGGCACAUGGAAGACCUGAACACAAGUUAUACACAGCCCAGUCGAACCCAUCCUCACUGUGACCUCGUCACAUGUCCACGUCUGGUCAUGGACUCUCCACGUCCACAUAUGACGUCCAAGGUACCCUGGGUGUGUUGGUUGUUGACGUUCUGGGACGCCGUGUCAACUUCAGCCUGUUACAUGCAUUGUCUGUUUUCAAAAUACACUUCUGUUUUCACAGGAAAUGUACAGUUUGCAUACAGUCUCUAUCAAAAUAAAAGCAUUGCAUCAGUACAGAUGUUUUUCGACUCCAACAACAAAUGCAUGUGGUUGGGUUUUGAAAAAAGAACAGGGUUUGGCUUUAUAAUCUUACGGGAAGGAAACGCCGCUCUCUCGGUGGUCACCCUUCCACCACCCCGCCCCACUUAGACUGGUGCCCCCUUCACUUUCAUUCUCGUCCUGCCGUGUUUCCCCCGACGCUGCCAAGUGCAGUUAAACUAUAACAUCGACCAGCCACAUGUCAUGCCGAUGUGAAAAGACGGCUUUUUUCGUCAGUGUCUGACUACCCAAGUGCUGGAUUUCGAGUUCGGACUGAGAGCAGGUAGCCCAGUUGCCAGUAGAAAUGCUGGUUUUGUACAAUUCUACAAACUAUGGACAUGUUUGUAUGUUAAAUGUAUCAUAAACUAUUCUAAAGUGAUGUAGUACAUGAGCUGAUUUUGUUUUCUGCAUAGUGUGUCCAACCUGGUCUCACUCAGAAGUCGCUGAAUACUUGGUCGGUGACUUCUGGUGUCAGGCACCAACAAGAAAAGCCGUCCUUUCACAUCAGCAUGUUACGCAGCUGGUUGCCGUUGUUGUUUAACAGCACCUAGCGGUAGGUGGGAGGGGUGGUGGCUGGGUCCAACAACCCCCGACUUUCACCUGAGAGGCUGGUGUUCGCUUCCUGUAAGAUCAUAAGGCCAAACCAGCCCUGCGUUCCAAAUCACAUACUUCUACUAUAUACUUUUAGUAUGUACUGCAGCUGCCCUUAAAAAGUAUGUAGUGUAGUAUGCAGUAUGCAUGCAGUAUGCAUACUAUUGGGACACACUACAUCCGCCAUCACAUCGCUCCCUGAACUCCGACCCUCUUGCUCACUUCCGCCGCCGUCCGUAGCGCCACAUUUGAGUAUUUUGUGUUGUUGUACUUCGGAGAUGCAGCAAAUCUCCUCUCGCAUACCGUCGGAGGUGCCAGAGAGCUCUGUUGCUGUUAUGUCGUCAUGUAUGUUGUUGUUUCUAAUAAACUGACGUGUUCACGUGAACAGUCCCAAGCCUA